GGCCUUGAGUCAUUGGCGCCACCACCACCACAGCCGCCGCCGCCACUCUUCCCGCACUGUGGAGGGAAAGAUGGAACCGGUGACUGUGCCUACCGACGGCGGGGACAGGCCGGGGGCCCCGGUGGGCUCGAGCUUGUCGGCCUCGCAGCGUCGGGCCGAGCUGCGGCGGAGAAAGCUGCUUAUGAACUCGGAGCAGCGCAUCAACCGGAUCAUGGGCUUCCACAGGCCCGGGAGCGGCGCGGAUGAAGAAAGUCAAGCAAAAUCAAAGCAGCAGGACAGUGACAAACUGAACUCCCUUGGUGUUCCUUCAGUUUCAAAGCGAGUAGUGCUGGGUGACUCUCUCAGUACAGGAACUGAUCAGCAGGGUGGUGUGCUGGAAGUUAAGGGUUCCCAGCUAGGAGACAAAUUGGACUCGUUCAUUAACCCAUCAGAGUGCAGUAGUGACAUCAAUUUUGAGCUCCGGCAGCGGAACAGAGGGGACCUGUCAGCCGACACUGUCCAGAGGGGUUCUCACCAUGGCCUAGAACAGUACCUUUCCAGAUUUGAAGAGGCAAUGAAGCUACGGAAACAACUGAUAAGCGAAAAACCCAGCCAAGAUGAUGGAAGUACCACAGAAGAAUUUGACUCUUUUCGAAUAUUUAGACUAGUGGGAUGUGCUCUUCUUGCUCUUGGUGUCAGAGCUUUUGUUUGCAAAUAUUUGUCCAUUUUUGCUCCGUUUCUUACUUUGCAACUUGCCUACAUGGGACUGUACAAAUAUUUUCCCAAGAGUGAAAAGAAGAUCAAGACAACAGUGCUGACAGCUGCACUUCUACUGUCUGGAAUUCCUGCUGAAGUGAUCAAUCGAUCAAUGGAUACUUACAGCAAGAUGGGCGAAGUUUUCACAGAUCUCUGCGUUUACUUCUUCACUUUCAUCUUUUGUCAUGAACUAAUUGAUUAUUGGGGAUCUGAAGUACCAUAAACCUGCAGAACUCAGUAGAAAAAACUUACAAAGUAAAAAACAUAUUCCAUAUUGCAGUGUUUCUAAAGGAGGCAAAUUGGUUUACACCUUUAUGUAAUUCUUUUACUUAACAGGGGUGAAAAAAACACAUUAGGAAUGGAAUGACAGAUUCCCUGAUUUAAAAGGGUUGAGUUUGUAUUUGUCCUGGUAGGAAAAAUAGGGUAACAAUGUCUUUACUGAUUUUUCUCGUUUAAUUAGAUUUCCCAUUCCCCCUAACUUCUCAGAUUUGUGAUUCCUCUUUUGGGGGCUGAGCUAGGGAUUUUAAGGUUGCAGAUGAACAUGGUCUCAGCCAGCCCUCAGGAUUCUUCUUGUAUUUAUGUCAUUCUGUCCUGAGAAAUGAAACCAUCCUAAAAAUAAAAUGAAAGCAUUUGAAUCGUCUAGUGUUGAGUCUGCACAGUUUAAUGUGAGGGCUGAGUGAGGUGGCUAGUUUUAUCUCUUCUUGUUGAGUUAGUGUCUUUUUACUCCAGUACAAAUAUUUAAUGGGAGAAAUGAUUAAGAUUCAUACACAUGAGCCGGUUGUAUAGCUCAAUGAUAGAGUGCUUGCCUAGCAUGGGUGAGUCCCUGUGUUGACUCCAGCAUUCCAGAAACAAAAUAAUACAUGUGAAAUGAGAAGGUAUUUGUAAGAUUUUUACUUGCUGUAUAUUACACUCAGAAAUAUUCUCUUGUGAGUUUUCACUUACCACAAGUAUGAGGUAUUGGGCAGGGGUGUGGCUCAAGUAGUAGAACACCUGCCUAGCAAGUGCAAAGCCCUGAGUUAA
Messenger RNA from Castor canadensis (American beaver), 1755 nucleotides. RefSeq names its product calcium modulating ligand (gene Camlg). The record is from RefSeq and is a predicted model, not a curated record. Gene Ontology annotation, cellular component: GET complex. Gene Ontology annotation, biological process: tail-anchored membrane protein insertion into ER membrane. Lineage: Eukaryota; Metazoa; Chordata; Mammalia; Rodentia; Castoridae.